AUCACUUUUUGUUUUGUUGGGAUAAAGUUGAGCGGUGGAUUUUGUAUGGAGCCGCCGAGUUCGAGAGCGGAGGAGCCUCCGUCAUGGGAGGACCUUUACAAAAUCAAUCUAAUGCCGUCGGAGCUAUUCCUCAAGUUCCGCAAAGAGCUUCAAGGCCUUCGUGUCGGCGUCAAUCUUGAGUUAUAUAACGAACCCACGAAUGAUUACCAUGCGAAGCUUGUUUUGAAGCCUCUAUGUCCAGAAAGGAAGUGGAAGUUUAUAUAUGAGCCGCUACACCAAGAAGUUCGUGUUCAAUCAAAGAAGAUUCCUGUCACCAGAUUUCUAAACCUCCAGGUUGGUGUUGGACAUAAUUUUCAAAUGAAUGCAAUUGGUUGGAAAUGGAAGCUUACCUCAUGUCUAGGUGGAGAUGGUAUAUCUCGGAUUCGAAACAAAACUACUCUUGGUCUUAGUCCUGGUAUCGAUUUCCGGUUUGGAUGGAGAGCUGAUUUUGUACUCCCAGAGGUUACUGGGGCCCUUGGGACUGAGGAACCAUUAUUCAACAUGAGCACCGGGCGUUUAGAGGCAUCACUGGACAGAGUAGAGGCCAUUAUAACCCAUUCAGAUUAUCUAUAACCAAUCCGUUUGUAGAUGGUUCCGAAAUGAUCAAAUGUAUUUUACUUUCAGAAAUGGAAUUAAAUUGCAAUGAAAGUA
Messenger RNA from Arabidopsis arenosa, 690 nucleotides. NCBI's taxonomy places the organism in Eukaryota, Viridiplantae, Streptophyta, Magnoliopsida, Brassicales, Brassicaceae. The record is from the annotation of a GenBank genome assembly.